Molecule: messenger RNA, 1900 nt
Organism: Coregonus clupeaformis (lake whitefish)
Lineage: Eukaryota; Metazoa; Chordata; Actinopteri; Salmoniformes; Salmonidae
Product: chromobox protein homolog 1-like
Exons: 8
Coding region: 628-1299 (223 amino acids)
Biological process (GO): negative regulation of transcription by RNA polymerase II; chromatin organization
Cellular component (GO): nucleus; pericentric heterochromatin
Molecular function (GO): chromatin binding
Source: RefSeq, a predicted model, not a curated record
GCCGACACUUUUGACCUAGCUAAAAUAUUAUGGACAGGAUAAAAUUAUACGCAUUUAGUAGAAAAGGCUGGGUUAAAAUUGAACAUGUUCGAGCGGGAGCGGACAGAUACCUCGCUCAUACACUCACUUCAGCUCGACCGACUAACUAAUCUAUAGAACAUCUGAGAAACCUAGCUAGCUAGCUACACGAGAUAACUUUGGUUUCGUCGGGAAAUCCACACAAUGUGGAGUUGAUGCACGUGUACAAACGGUGUUCUUUUUUUUAUUUAUCGGACACGAUCAAUUUACCUUACGCAAGCUCAUAUUUGAUUUAAUAUAAUAAGCUAAACUGAUUUAUAUAAGAAAUUAUAACCCAGGUUAUUUUGCUAAUCAUAUCUCAACAUAAUUUAAAGACAGAGACUAUUUUCCCUGUCGAAUAACUCGUUUUGAGGGCCCCUGCUAGAGAACUCGAAAUAAAACUGCAACUACCAAUUGGAUAUCACGAAAAAGGGGAACCAACUGCUGGUCCCACGGUCUACCUGAUGAGUAUGAGCGAGAUUACAGAACCUUCUAAUGAUGCUCCCACUCUUACUGAAGAGUUCCUAGUUGUCUUGAAAGCACCAUAAAUCCAAAGAAUGCCAGACUUUGAUGACAAAAUUUUCCCACGAAGGACUUCCGCGUCACCUUCCUGUUCAAGUGAGCACAGCACAACAAGCUAACAUUAACCCUGCAACAACAGCCCCCAUCCAGUCUGAGGUGAUGAUGACGACGCCGGCUGAGAAGACACAGGAGAAGAAGGCUGAGGAUGUUGUGGCCGUGGAGGAAGAGGAAGAAGAAUAUGUGGUGGAGAAAGUUUUGAAUCGAAGGGUGGUGAAAGGGAGAGUGGAGUACCUUCUUAAGUGGAAAGGCUUUUCUGAUGAUGACAACACAUGGGAGCCAGAGGAUAAUUUGGACUGUCCUGACCUGAUUGCACAGUUUCUGCAGAAACAGAAAUCAGCUCAUGAGUCUGUAGGCAAGAGGAAGUCUGCAGAGCCUAGUGUGGAAGGAGAGGAAAGUCGACCCAAGAAGAAAAAAGAUGACCCAGAGAAACUAAGGGGCUUUGCUCGAGGUUUGGAUCCAGAAAGGAUUAUUGGUGCCACUGACUCCACUGGAGAACUCAUGUUCCUCAUGAAAUGGAAAAACUCGGAUGAAGCAGACCUGGUACCAGCUAAGGAAGCAAAUGUGAAGUGUCCACAGGUGGUAAUAUCCUUCUAUGAGGAGCGGCUCACAUGGCACUCUUACCCCACUGAGGAGGAGGAGAAGAAGGAUGACAAGAACUAGCCGUUUGGAGAGCGGUGUGAGGUAUCAAGCUGGUUCUGAAGACUAUAGAGGUAGUGUUAAGGGCGGAUGGGGCUCUAGGCAGAGGGUCUGAGACAAGCACGACAGCAUGUGGACUCCCCUUUUGGUUUAAUAUCACCCAUCAGGUUAAAAUCUAUCUGGAUAUGACCAAAGUCAAUACAGGCUAUGGGUUCUCUUGAGGAAACACAACCCUGGAAGACAUGUAUAAUGCAGUGUUAAAUGUUUUAAGAUUCACUCCAGUGACUAUUUGGAUACUACGAGAUCAUUUUCACAUGGCAGUUGAGUAAGAGGUCCUGGCCUUUGACAUUAGUGUAUAGGCUGGUGGAAAUGUUAUCAUUCAUAGUCUUGUAAACAAGUCAACGGUGCCAUUUUAGUUUUUCUAUGUAAAUGUUUUGUAGCUUAUAGUGCAAAACGAUGUAAAUCUUUGCUCAUUUUGUGACGGUUUUAGUGUAUUGAGAUGACAAAACAUUUUUGAAAACCAUAUCUUUUUACUUUGCUCAUUUGUCCAUCUUAUCAUUCUAACAUUUUCAUUAACAGGACUAGCUUGUCUGUUUUUGGAGAAUAAACAACUUGUUACAAUUGU